AUAUACUCGGCAUCAUCCAUCAAAUCACCCAAAUCAGGAAUCGCCUAAGAUUUACUAAUGCUUUUCGUCUCUACCGAUUCGCGAGGAGCGACGAAGAUGCAAUCAGCUAGAUGGCGAAAGGAAGGAACAUAUUGCUCUUGUACAACCGCCUUACCCCGCCUUACACAUUGCCGAUGCAUGGAGUGACCCCAGAGUUGGGUAGCAUGACUACAGGAAUCGCAAGGUAGGUGUAGAAAACGCUUCGCCUCAAUUCUGAUGGCUUCUCACACACUUCCCGUCCUCACAUUGCUCUCUGGACCCUUCACCUUCAAGCUGCUCCUGUCGACAGCUAGGUAAAUAUGUUGGGUUCGAAAGUCUUGCUCCUUGCAGGCAGCAUCCUCGGUGUUGCUGCUCAGGCACCUCUACCCGUAGUAGAUCUUGGCUACGAAUUGCAUCAGGCAACAUUCAACGAAUCUGGGCAGUACUACAACUUCUCAAAUGUGCGUUAUGGCGCGCCACCAGUGGGACAACUGCGUUUCUCAGCGCCUGCUCCCCCAAGCACGAAUGACAGCAAGAUAUUCAACGAUGGCUCUACAGCUGUGACGUGCUUCCAGGCAAUACCAGCCUGGACAGCCUCCACGGCAGACUGGGUGGUCAACGCAACGCCACCAGCCGAUCCUACAGCCACGGAGGACUGCCUGUUUCUCGACGUGAUGGUCCCUCAAACCAUCUUCGAGGCGGCUGGUCAGGCUCCAGGGGUACCAGUCAUGGUAUGGAUUCACGGAGGAGGAUACACCCUCGGAUCCAAGACGCUCUACAGCCCAUCUGCCGCAGGCCUCAUCAAAGCAAGUCAGGCUCAAGGCGGCGAUGGCAUAGUCUGGGUAGGACUGAACUACCGCCUUGGAGCCUUCGGUUGGCUGUCCGGCCCAACAUUCCAAGCCUCCGGAACAGCGAACGCAGGUCUCUACGACCAACGUCUGGCUCUCGAGUGGGUGCAACAACACAUCGCCAAAUUUGGCGGCGACCCAAGCCAAGUCACAGUCAUAGGAGAAUCAGCUGGUGGUGGGAGCGUACUGCACCAAAUCACUGCCUUUGGCGGCUUAAAAGGCCCAGUACCCUUUCAGCAAGCCAUAGUCCAAAGUCCCGGCUUCCAAAUGACCCCCAGUGCCACACUGCAAGAAUCGAUCUACAACUCCUUCCUGACCAUCGCAGGAGUCGACAAUCUCGACGAGGCACGAAACCUGUCGACACAAGACCUUCAGCUCGCCAACUACAAGCUCGUAGGCAGCUCAUAUCCAUACGGCUCGUUCACGUCCAACCCAGUCGUCGAUGGAGCAUUCGCCCCAGCUUUGCCAGGCCAACUCCUUCUUCACGGACAAUUUGACCAUUCUCUCAGGAUCAUGGCAGGCCAUAACAUCCUAGAAGGUCUCGAGUUCAUGAACCCGUUCGCCCAGAACGAGACAUCCUUCGAAGACACCCUACGCUUAUACUUCCCUACGAUCACUGACGCCGAGGUCGAGUACAUCUCCUACACGCUAUACCCACCUGUAUUUGACGGUUCCGUGGGCUACACCACGCCCACAGGGCGAAGCGAGUUGAUGAUCACGGAGGCAUUCUUCACGUGCAAUACCAAUUUCCUGGCACGCGCGUACGACAACAAUGUAUUUAAUUACAUAUUCAGUGUUCCACCGAGUCUUCACGGCGACGACAUUGCGUACACAUAUUACAAUGGGCCGAGCGCGUCCGUCAAGAACGACACACUAGCGGUCAUCAUGCAGGAGUAUUUCACGAAUUUUGUCAUCACGAGCAAUCCGAACGGAGCAGGACUGCCGGCUUUCCCAACAUAUGGUGCAAGCGCCACGGUGUUGGAUCUGAAUCUGACGACCAUCGGGCCAAUACCGGACAAUGUUGCAAACGAGAGAUGUCUGUGGUGGCAGAAGGGAUUGUAUGCUUGAUGCUUCAGGGAUGAAAGGGAGGAGUGUGACCCUGUCUUGUCGUAUGAUACUCUGUAGCCAUAGUUGAAGCUGUAGCUACUUCAGCUCUCUAAGCAAAUCCAAGAAGACAAGGAAAGGCGUCCCUUAUCACGGUGUCUUCAAAAAUUCCAGCUCCAACAGCACAUGUGACGAUCUCUUCAUGAC
Molecule: messenger RNA, 2117 nt
Organism: Exophiala viscosa
Lineage: Eukaryota; Fungi; Ascomycota; Eurotiomycetes; Chaetothyriales; Herpotrichiellaceae
Product: Alpha/Beta hydrolase protein
Exons: 5
Coding region: 339-1934 (531 amino acids)
Source: RefSeq, a predicted model, not a curated record